CCCAUUCAUUCAUUCAUUCAUUGAUUCCAUCACUCAACAUGCAUGCAAUGCCAUGCAUCAUGCACAAGUUAGCAGGAACCGUCUGUGGGUGGCUGAGAUCUCACCACCCACUUUCUUUCUGUACACUCACCCAUCCACCCGCCCAACCGCGCGCACACACGCACGCCAAGCUGCUACCAGACACCGCCACUCGGCUAGUCAACAACCAUUUCCCCACUGGUCGGUUGGCCGGUCGGCCGUCGGUCGAUCUCCCCUCUGUCUGAUCUGUCUCUCCAUGCAUCUGUCAUGUCUGUCUGUCUGUCUGUCUGUCUGUAGCUAGCUACUCCUCGUCUGUGAAGUCCUUGGAGCUGUACUGCGUCACGGGCGACAGGCGCAGAUCCGCCCACGUGCCUGUGAUGCCAGAAUACACAUCCAAAAUCCUGAUCAACCAACCAAUCCACACACAUGCGCAGCGCACAGAGAGAGUGGAAGGGCGCACAAAGCACAGCACAGCACAGCACGUGAGUGGGUACAUGUAUAUGCGGUGCAUGGGUUCCUGCUGGCUGGCUGCUGUACGUACGUGAGCAGAUCGAGCUUAUAGUGGACUCGUUUGUUGCCCCGGAACCCCUCACCACCACCGCCGCCCUUCUGCUGCUGCUGCUGCUGCUGCUGGUCAUCGCCAGGCGUCCCGCCGGCCGCCACACCGAUCUUGCGGAGGCCGUUGAGGACGCGCUUGACCUCCUGCCGGUCGCGGAAGUCGGGACUGUACACACAGAUGACGUACAUGGGGCCGCUGGGCGUCAGGGCGCACUUGGAGCAGUUGCCCAGCUGCCCCUUGCUGGUCGCCAAGGCCACACGACGCCACGCCUCAUCUAUCAUGUCGUCACCUGCAUUGCAAUGCAUGCAUCAGCAUCACACGGACGGACGGCAACACAACCAACAAGACCCAGUAAGUAACAUCAAUGCAUUGCAAAGAGGCCUUCCUUCCCUUGCUUCUGUCUUUCCUUCUCACCCACCGAAGUAGAGGAGCCACUUGCCACUGACAAACUUGGUUUCGAUGGCCAACUGCGUCAGUUGCUCGAGGGUCUCCUUGCGAAUCACCCCCAUCUUGGCCCUGGGCUGCUUGAGCUUCUCGCCACAGUCGCGCAGAAUGGCCUCGCCUCUGGCCUUGAUGGCCUUGACCUCCUCCUCCGAGAACUCAUGCUCAGGCCGGCCGCCGUCAUGCCACACCCACCGCCACCCGCGAUGCAGCGUCUCGUGCACCUGAUGGCUGGCGCGUGUGCUGCUGGGGUUGGCCAGGGGCAGAUGCGAUGAAUGGUUGUCGCUGGGCGGGGCGGGAUGGGCCUGCUGCUGCUGCUGCUGAUGGGUGCGGUCCGCCCCAGCGUUGAUCUCCCUCAUCAGCUGCAUCGCCAGGGCAUGGUCGGCAUCCUCCUGGCGCUUGCGGCGACGCUCCUCGUCCGUCAUGAAGGCAUCCAGGUCCAUGGCGGUGGGCUGGGAGGGACCUGCCGGCGCUGCGGCCGCUGCAGCAGAUGCCGAUGCACUCACGGCGGGUGCGGUGGCGUCGGCUGUGGUCUUGGCGGCCUUGGCCUCCUUCUCGCCCUCCUCCUUGCGCUUCAGGUACUCCUCAUUUUUGCGCUUGCGAAUCUCCAUCAGCUGCUGGUCCAUGAGCGAUGACUCCGCGUACAAGUG
Molecule: messenger RNA, 1668 nt
Organism: Vitrella brassicaformis
Lineage: Eukaryota; Vitrellaceae
Source: the annotation of a GenBank genome assembly